UCUUAAACAUGCUUAUAAACAAAAGUUUGUUUAAAUUCAAGUUUUUACUCAUCUGAGGUUCAAAGGUGUACACAGUAGGAUUUUCAUUCUUUAAGUUUAAAAAGACUUUUUAGUUACUGUAAACACAACAGGUUUUGAAUUUUUAUUAUUUUGAUCUUAUUUUGAGUUUUAUUGCAAAAAUCUAAAUGAAUAUCAAUUGUCUGAGCGUGUUACCACAGAAACAAUCAGGAUUGGUUUUGCCUGAUAGUCGGGACACACCUUAGUCCUCUGCAGACCUGCAGCCAUGUCGAGAAUACAUAUCGAGUCCGAAACAUUUUUCUCCAGCGUUCAUACCCUCUUAAUUACAAACUGAAAUGAACUUCUUAACCGUUGGUCUCCUUCAUGGCUUUUCUUCGGGCGUGCUGUCCAGACGUCGGACUGCCGCAUCCUCUCCCUGCGCAGCGCUGCAUGGCAACGAGAGGAGAAGGUGGCGCGGGAUAAGGGAGGGUACCGCGGCCCCACGUGUCCUCCUCGCCGCAGACCCUUCGCAGUUCUGCUCGCUUUCCCAUCCCUCUGUUUCCGCAUACCGCACACACACAUAUACAACUCCAGCCGUACACCCAGAGCCUACUACGCAUCCGCGAAGCGCUGCGGAGCGAUGCAUCCGCGAUGCGCGCUCUCUCGUUCCUCGCCGAUCCCAUCGCCGAUCAGUCUGUAGGCCCGGAUCGAUUCAUUUUUCAUCUUUGUGAUAUGCAAAUCCAGAUUCUCCGUGGCGGUACUGGCCGGAGCUGAGAGGGCGAGAGGUAGAGAGGGGGGAGAGAUGAGAGGACGCGCAUCAUCAGAUGUUUAGCAGAUUAACUUUGGAUCCUCGCCAUCAUCUCUGCUGUGCGUUUUUUGAUCAUUUUCCUCCUCUCCACCUGCCGGGGUUCUCCAUGCGGUAAUCAGAGGGAAUAUGUGAAGAUCAUGCUGGCGGUGUGGUGCUUCAUGGUCUUUGGUGCAGUGGGCGAGAGGCUUGCGGUGUCAGGUGCAGAUGGAGGAUUGUGGGAUUGGUUUGCCCCCUCAGACCAGCUGGAUAAUGGGGAAACUGAGAUCACUUAUCCAAAACGACUGGUGCAGCAGAUCCGGUCAGAGGAGGAAAUGGCUCAUGGCUACUUGGAUACCAGAGUGAAGAAUAGCAGUGGUGAUAGCUCGCCCGUCCACCUGGCCCAGAGCUGUUUUCAGGUCCAAGCCUUCGGAUGCGCCUUCACUCUUGACCUGGAACUAAACCAUCACCUGCUGUCUUCGGACUAUGUGGAGAGGCACUUUAACUACAACGGCAAACCCUUGCAGUCUGUGGGAGGAGAGCACUGCUACUACCAAGGAAGGCUGAGAGGUUUACCAGAGUCAUGGGCAGCUGUCUCCACUUGUCACGGCCUGUGUGGCAUGUUCUCUGAUGGUUUCUACUCCUAUGGAAUUGAGCCUGUUAACAAUGCAAGUCAUGAGGACAAUGGGGCUCACUUAAUUCGCAGGAUGCCCGAUAUCAGACUAUCCCAGCACUGCCCAGAGUGUACAGAGGACAGUGAGCAGGACAGCAGCGAAAUUGUUGAAGACGGCAACACACUAGACCAAACGGAGAGUCAGCAGGGGACUGGGGGGCUGAGAAGAUCCAAGAGGUUUGUCCGCAGGCCCUCUGUCCAGACUGAGACCAAAUAUAUUGAGCUGAUGGUGGUAAACGACUACGAUUUGUUUGUGCAGCUGCGCCGCUCGAGCAGCCAAACCAAGAACUUUGCCAAAGCUGUAGUCAACACAGCAGACACGAUCUUUCAGGAACAGCUGAACACCAGAAUUGUGUUGGUGGCCAUGGAGACCUGGACCUUGGAAAACAUGAUGCCGGUUGUGGAGGACACACUGAUAACGCUGCAGAACUUCAUGAAGUACAGGAAGGACAGCAUCAAGGAGCAGAGCGAUGUUGUCCAUCUUUUCUCAGGGCGUACAUUUCACAGUAGUCGCAGUGGGACAGCCUACACAGGAGGAGUGUGUUCUCCAACAAAAGGAGGAGGAAUUAAUGAGUAUGGGAGUGUCGGGGCGAUGGCCAUCACUUUGUGUCAGAGUCUUGGCCAGAACAUUGGGAUGAGGUGGAACAAUGCAAGAACCUCAGCAGGUGACUGCAGAUGCCCAGAUGCCUGGGUGGGCUGCAUAAUGGAAGACACUGGAUUUUAUCUGCCCAGAAAGUUUUCUCGCUGUAGUGUUGAUGAGUACAUCCAGUUCUUGCUCCAGGGGGGUGGGAGCUGCCUUUUCAACAAGCCUAAUAAGCUGUUGGACCCUCCAGAGUGUGGAAACGGCUUUGUGGAGCCAGGAGAAGAGUGUGACUGUGGAUCCCAGGUGGAGUGCGCCCGCAGUGGAGGAGCCUGCUGUAAAAAGUGUACUCUUACCCAUGACGCCAUGUGCAGUAAUGGACUCUGCUGCAGUGGCUGUAAAUAUGAGCUGAGAGGUGUUGUUUGUCGAGAGGCCGUGAAUGACUGUGAUAUUCCUGAAACCUGCACAGGAGACUCCAGCCAGUGCCCUCAUAAUGUCCACAAGCUGGAUGGUUACAUGUGUGAUAGCAGUCAGGGACGCUGUUAUGGUGGACGCUGCAGGACUCGUGAUGGGCAGUGCAAAGGACUCUGGGGAUAUAAUUCAGCAGACAGGUUCUGUUAUGAGAAGCUGAAUGCUGAAGGGACAGACAAGGGAAACUGUGGUCGGGACAUUGAAGGGAAACGCUGGCUGCAGUGCAACAAGCCGGACGUAUUAUGUGGCUUCCUUUUCUGUGCAAAUGUCACAACAAAGCCAAAAUUUGGUGAUUUGCAGGGUGAGGUGACCAGCUUUACCCUCUAUCACCAGAACAAAUACCUGGACUGCAGAGGUGGUCAUGCUCUGCUAGAGGAUGGCUCAGAUAUGGGCUACGUAGAGGAUGGCACACCCUGCGGGCCCAACAUGAUGUGUUUGGAGAGACGCUGCCUCUCUGUUGCAGCGUUUAACCUCAGCACCUGUCCGGGACCUAAAUUUGAACACAUUUGCUCUCACCAUGGGACCUGUAGCAACGAGGUGAAGUGUAUCUGUGACAGGGACUACACAGGAAAGGACUGCAGUGUUUUCGAUCCCAUCCCUGAACCCACAGUCCCAACAGGCCCAGAGAAAAAAGGAACAUUCGAAGAGGAAGAUCUGGAGGAGGAUAAGAUCACUGUCUGUCUCGCUGUCUGUGUCCUGUCCACACUUGUCUUCCUCCUCGCACCGUGUUGUUUCCACGUUCAAAAAGAGGGGAAUGAAAAAAGAACACACAAGUCUUCCAUUUCAGCUCCGAGGUCUCUCCAAAUCUCAGAUGACCACUUCCUCCAAGCUCCUGUCUGCUCCUUCCAUUUGUCCUCCUUUGGGACCCCCGCCACCUUGAGGCCUGUGGGGCUCCUCUCACCAUACCAGACGAAUCACACUCACUGCUGCCUGCUGAGGAUCAUGUCCAGGCUGCACCUAAAGCAAGGAUGUGGCUCUCUCUGUGGGAGACACCAGGGGUCCUAAACAAGUCCAGGGGUCCUAUGAAUGUCGGUUGGUGUCUUCUUCUCAGACAUUUUGAAAAGGUACACAUCAAUGGUGGACCAAUUUGAUAAGAGGCAUGUAUUUCCAAAACCUGCCUGCACACAGAAUAGACCACCAUUUCAGUACAAGAUUUAAUGCUGGACGAGAGCACAGACCGAAGUAAGAUGACAGAAGCUGAAAUGUUGGCUGUUUUUCUUAAAAGAAAUGGACCUGAGGUUUAGUACCUCCAUAACUGGCCAUGAGUUGGUGCACCUUUAGGUGGACAGUUUUCAGUUUAAAUCUACAACAUUUGGAGACAAGAGAGCAACUGCAAAAUAAAUCCUUCAAUUAUCUGUUUGUAUGUUUUCCAAAGAGAGACUAAAGAAGGAAUAAUUAUUAAAAUAUAACUAGUGUUAUAAUAUUACAUUUGAAUUAUAAAAAUAAGGUGUUUAGGUGACUAGCAAAAAUAUUCAUACCCAUGACAACUUUUCCAUAUCUUGUCACAUAACAGAAAGAUUGCAUAUUAUGUAACAGAUUAAUAGUAGUACAUACUUGUGAAGUGGAAUGAUUCAUGGUUUUCAAUUUCUUUAAACAAAUCUGAAGUGUGGUUUACAUUUGUAUUCACCCCCUUUUCAUUCUAAUGCCCCUAAAUAAAAUCCACAGUAACCAGUUGCCUUCAGAAGUCAUCUAAUUAGUAAACAGAGUCCAUCAUGUGUACUUUAAUCUGAUCAUAAAUCCGGCUGUUCACCACCAUGCUGUGGGGAUGCUUUUCUUCAGCUGGGACAAAAAAGCUGGUCUGAGUUGAAGGGAAGAUUGAUGGAGAUAAAUACAGGACCACAACCUUAAACAUGAAGCCAGAGCUUUAGAUCAAAGCCUGUUCUGUGGUUCAGACCUAAACCCAACUGGGAAUCUGUAGCAAGACUUGAAAAUUGCUUUUCAAAAACACUAUGUAUGAAAUUUGACUGUUCUAUGUAAGCAAAGAAGAAUGAGGGAAAAUAUUCUCUUGAUGUGCAAAGUUGGUAAAGAGAUAACCAACAAGACUUGUAGCUGUAACAACAUUGACAGGUGGUUCAAUAAAUGCACGCUGAACCUUUCAGCUUUUUACUUGUUUGAGAACCCUGCAUCAAUUUCCUUCCACUUUACUAUUAUCCACAUAUUUGUGUUGGUCUGUAACAUAAAAAAUGCCCAUGAAAUACAUAGAAGUGUGUGGUUGUAAAAACAUUUGGAAAUGUUCAAAAAGUAUGAAUACUUUUGCAAGGCACUGUAUCAAUAACUCUCAACUUAAGAGCAUCAUAUGCUCCUCUUACUUCCUCUGUAUGAGUUUUCAGGUAAAACGAGAGGCUAAGUUGUUAUGGUUUUGGGAUCAUUUUAAAACCACUGAACUAUGAAGCAGCAGAGACCGUAACUUAGUGUUUUAAGUGUCAGAUCGACCAACAUGCAUUCCACAAUAUCUGUUCGUGUGCCCUCACCUCUUCCAAAGUGUGUAGAACGUUUACUCUGUAUGUUUGUCUGUAAUUGUGUGAGUGAGAUAUUUUUAAAGAAAGCCAGAAUGUACAGUAUUUGUGUUUACAUUUAAUGUAGGGGGCAGUUGUGUCCAUGCACAUGUAUACACUCCACUAUGUAGGCAGGUUUUACCUCUUGUCUCUUUCUAGAACCUGUUGACAGCUGCAGCCAGGCAGCACAUUAAUACCAGUUUUUAUGUCUUGCAUCCACAGAAAACAAGCACCUGCCCUCUGUACUCACACCCAUUUGUAAAUAUGUGCAAAUUAUACUGAAUGUUAAAUGCAACCCAUGAAGCUUUACUGAAAGCUAUGUUAAAAUAUUAGUUUUAUUUCUACUAAUGGAUAGCUUCUGAUCUCUUGUCACAGCCUGCAUUUGCAAAACUCUCUUAACACGCCCCUUCAUACAUCUUUAAAUGUGGACAAACAGCCUCGUCUUUCACUAAAUCUUUUGUAUGUUUGUUGAUAGCCACCACGCCUCUGAGUGAAAGCCCUCCACCACCAUAAAAAAAAAAAAACUUUGGGAGGACCCUUGGCUGUACAUGAGAUUAAAGUCCUGGUUUGGGGUCCAAGAGACUGCUUGUCUGAUGCUGUCAGUGUGAAUGAGGUCAGUUUGGUUUAUAUGGGGUUUGCACGUUGCCAGAUGCACUAUUGUUAUUGCAAUAUGUACAGAUUGGACAUCAAAUGUGAUCAAGAGGGGGUAAAAAAAAAGAAAAGGUGAGAUACAUCUUGCACCAUAUUUUUAGACACUAUCUGUUUGGACUAAGAUGAUGGAAAAACACAACUGAUGCUUGUAGAUGGACUGAAAUGAAUGGAAAUAAAAUAUUGAAAAAUAAAGCCACUACUUUUCUUACA
Molecule: messenger RNA, 5861 nt
Organism: Girardinichthys multiradiatus
Lineage: Eukaryota; Metazoa; Chordata; Actinopteri; Cyprinodontiformes; Goodeidae
Product: disintegrin and metalloproteinase domain-containing protein 11-like
Exons: 25
Coding region: 943-3510 (855 amino acids)
Biological process (GO): proteolysis
Molecular function (GO): metalloendopeptidase activity
Source: RefSeq, a predicted model, not a curated record